AGCCAAUGGACAAAAAUGCAAGGCUGUAACCAUGUCUUGAAAAUUGUAAUGGAUGUAGAAAGUAAAUGAUAGAACUUUCUUUCUUUUCUUUUCUUUUUUUAGGUGAACUAUGUUUUGUAACUUUUUGAGCACACCUGACAUUUGAGGGUUUCUUGUCCAAAUUAAAAAAUAAAGUUAAACUAACAUUUAAAAUAAAAAUGUUGUUUUAUUACAUGACUCUGCUAACCAUGACCUAAAAAGCCAUUUAAGUGCAAGCCACACAUGUUCUAGUUUAAUUAUGUGGAUGAUAACUCUCCCACUUGAGUUUUAUGAAGCAGUGUGAUGGUUAAUGGUAUGCUGCAAAACAGCAUCAAGAAUAUCAAAUAUAAAGGGGAUCUUUUUGCUAUGGUGAUGCAUUGAUGGUUUUCACUAAACUAGUCCAUAAGUAGGGAGUGCCAGCUGAUGCAACGGCUUAUGGUUGUCUAGAGUUGUUUUUCAUGCACAUAGAUGUUUUCUAGACAAACACUGCUUCGACGCUUGGUCUCGGGAAAUAAUUAGCUUGUUCAUUGUGUGCAGAAGUUUGAAUUUCUUCCUUGAAGAGGAACUGACGUUAGCUAAAGCAGGUCAAUCAGAGAAAGAGAGAGAGAGAGCGAGAGAGCUAACGCUAGAGCAGCCGCACUGUCUGGUAGCACUGCAGCCGUAUGUGCUUUUAUCUGCCUCCAAAGCUAAACUUCACUUAUUAACGCGACUGGGGGAAAUAUAAUGCAUUCGAUGCACAUUUUUGAGUGUUCGUAACUCUAUAUUGCCAGUUGGGGGAGUUUGCAUCAGUGCAGGACGGUGUUAUUUGUUUCAGAUCAGAGCAGUUGAGCUGAGUUAGCUUAGCUAUAGCGAGCAGCCAGCGAGCCCAAGUUCCUUCAAGCUCCUUUGCGUUUCGCUGUCAAGAUGCCUGCGAUGUUGGAGAAGGGCACCGCUGAGAUAUCGGGUAAAAGAAGGGGCAGAAACUCUGUGAAUAAUCCGGCCAAAAGUUUUACUUCAAAUGGGAACAGCAACCAUUCAUGGGAGGAAGGAAGUUCGGGUUCCUCAAGUGAUGACGAGCAUGGUGCAGGCGGGAUGCGAGUUGGACCGCAGUAUCAGGCAGUUGUUCCUGAUUAUGAUCCUGGUUUGUGGCUUUUGAGUGUUGGAAGGUUCAUUGACAACACAGGGUGGAUGGCAAAUGUGGAUGAGUACAUUGCUAUAGCCAAAGAAAAACAUGGGUACAAUAUGGAGCAGGCAUUGGGCAUGCUGUUUUGGCACAAACACAACAUUGAAAAAUCUUUGGCAGAUCUCCCCAACUUCACCCCUUUUCCAGAUGAGUGGACAGUUGAAGACAAGGUGCUGUUUGAACAGGGUUUCAGCUUUCAUGGAAAGACGUUUCACCGCAUCCAGCAGAUGCUUCCAGACAAGUCAAUUGCAAGCUUGGUUAGAUUCUAUUACUCGUGGAAGAAAACGCGCAGUAAAACGAGUGUGAUGGACCGCCAUGCGCGCAAACAGAAGAGAGACAGAGAGGAGAGUGAUGAUGGAGAAGAAAAUAAUUGCAUCUCUCCAGGGGAUGCAGAAUUGGAGCCAAAUAAGGAUGAGAAGAAAGAGGUUACGCCUGGACCUGAGAAACAAGAUUCAAAACCUACAGUUGUGCAGAAGCCAGCAAAUCUUGCAGAAAAGUCAAUGCAUGUUAAGAAAGAAGUACAGGGACUUGCUGGGAGGAACCUACACAGGGCAAAGAAGAAACCUCCUAAAGGAAUGCAUUUAAACUCUGAUGAUGUGGCGGCAAUGUCUAGCAGCGGCCCGGCUGCAGUUAGUGUUCUGAGACAGCUGGAUAUGGAGGUCAUUGCCAUAAAACGACAGAUUCAGAGCACUAAACAGCACAAUAGUGCCCUCCGAGAAAAGCUGGACACAGGUGUGGAUGAGUUUAGGCCAUCUGAGGCUAAUCAGAAAUUUAAUACCCGCUGGACCACAGAAGAGCAGCUGCUUGCAGUACAAGCUAUAAGGAAGUACGGGCGGGAUUUCCAAGCCAUUUCUGAUGUGAUCGGCAACAAGUCAGUGGUUCAAGUGAAAAACUUCUUUGUGAAUUACCGGCGUCGCUUCAACCUGGAUGAGGUACUGCAGGAAUGGGAAGCUGAGCACGGUGUGGAGGGACGGAAGGGUUUAGAUGAAGAGAAGAUGGAGGUGUCAUCCGAAGAGGGAACCACCCCGGGGCCUUCAGAAAACCAGGCAGAGGAACCAACGGCAAUGGAAACACAGAACCCUUCAGUUUCGUGAGUUCUCCAACAGCGGUCAGACGAGCUCAGAUCAGUUAAUAUCGCAGCUGUGCGUAAGACGCAUUAAGGCUUCAGUUGCCUCAAGUGAAGCCUCUUCGUAAUGGACAUUCCUCCCCCAUCCCUGUCCCUCCAACUCCCACCCCCCUAUUGAACCCAGGACUCUCACAGAAGCUACCGCAUAGGAGCGCAAACUUCACCAAGCUACUCUACGGAACUAGGAUCAUCACUGCCAACAGAAGUAGAGAUCUUGUCUGGUCUCUACCAGUCUGGUGCUCCAACAGUUAUAUUCUCCACAAAUGGUAAUCGGUCUGUUGUGGGGGGAAUAAAACACCCAUAUAUAUACCCAUCCCAACGUCAUUGGACAGAGAAUUGUGACCGUGAAAGAUCUCUUAAGGAGUCUGAAGGAGUUUAAUGUCACUUGACCAUCUCUCUUUCUUGAUAUAAACAUAGGACUUUGACUUGGUCCUAGUCCAACAUCCCUUUCCAGUUACUUUUUUGUUAUUGUAGCAUAUUAUAUGCAUAUUAUAGUUAUAUGAUUUGCUAUUUUAAAAUAGUUUGGGGGGUUAGUUGAUCUCUGGUUGGAUUAAGCUAUUUAUUUGCAUAAAAAGUGAAUUAUACGAACUGCACUGUAUAGAUGCAGUGAAAUGCCAGUGUAGAUGAAAUUUAAACAAUUUUAAUACCAAUUUUAAUAUUAUUAAAAAUGAGAUGAUUUGCAGCUCUUAUAUUGUCUAAGUGAGUUGGUUUAGUAUUAGGUCGUAAUAUAUAUACUGUUUAAUCAUGGACCCUUGUACAUGGUGUUUUUGAAAUGCAUUUUAUCUCAAAAGGUUUCUUGGCUGAAGCUGUUGACUGUAAGAACAGGCACAGCAGAGUGUUGUAACAGAAUGGGAGGUAUUUUUUGUUCUUGCUCGGAUUUUUUAAAUCUCAUUUCGAACUGUGUUUUGCAUGCAUGAACAGUUUCUUCUUCAUGCCAAGGUCAAGCUUUUCACCCUCUUAGGGGUGUCUAAACGUAUAUGGAUCGCCAUGUGUAGGUAAGAAUUUCAAAAUAUGGCAGCACAUCUACAUUUCUACUACUAUUCCAUGCUUGUAUGUGUUUUUCCACACAUCCUAAUUUAUUAUGGUGUUUGGAGAUAAAUGUUAGAUGGGUUCAUAUUGUUUGUUUUUUGUUUAAUUUGAAAAUGGAAUAAGUUAUUUAAAAUACAUACACUCUCACUUGUUUCGACCAACUUUUUCCCUCUAAUAACUGUAAUGGUACCAUACAUGUGUGAACUCCUUUUUAAACUUAUUAUGCGUGCAGAUAACAUGUACACGGUUGGGGUGAAGUUCUGUGUGUCUGCGUGUGUGGGUGGGAGCUAAUUUGGUCAUAGACUGGCCCGUAUAUGUAAUCAGUUUGUCACAUUAGUCAUAAUAAACUUAAGGGAUUUAUACUGUCAAAUGCAUUGAGUGUUAUUCAACCUCUGUACAUCACAUUUUGUUAUAUUU
Sinocyclocheilus anshuiensis is the source of this 3752-nucleotide messenger RNA. RefSeq names its product REST corepressor 1-like. The transcript is spliced from 13 exons. The coding region runs from base 922 to 2274 and encodes 450 amino acids. Gene Ontology annotation, cellular component: histone deacetylase complex; transcription regulator complex. Gene Ontology annotation, biological process: regulation of transcription by RNA polymerase II; negative regulation of DNA-templated transcription. Gene Ontology annotation, molecular function: transcription corepressor activity. The record is from RefSeq and is a predicted model, not a curated record. NCBI's taxonomy places the organism in Eukaryota, Metazoa, Chordata, Actinopteri, Cypriniformes, Cyprinidae.